AUGGCCUCCUAUAGCCCUGCCAACGAGGGCUGGUUUGGUGAGAGGGGGGUUCACCAGGGGAUUGGGCUGGACAUCCUCUUCAGUGGCAGAGACUUUAACACACCUAAUCUGUACUCUCCAAAUGACACUCUACAACUUCAGGAGGCCAAGUCCCAUUAUGCCUGUCCCAGGGCCCCCCAGAGGUCCCUGCAUGGCUGGGGCACAUACAGCCCCCCUCCACAAAAACCCAGCCCCAGCACUGAGAGCAGAGGGGGGGCCUCCUCUGCUGCCAGGCCUGCCUCCCUCAACCAGUGCCUGGGCUACCACACCCUGCCCCGCAGAGCCCUAGCUGUCUUCAGACCCUGGUGAGUAAAAUACAGGGGGAGUGAGGGAGGGACACCCUGGUGGGUGAGACAUGGGGAGUGAGAGACGGGAAGGGAGAGAUGGAGGAAAGGGACACACUGGUGAGAGACAGGCGUAGUGGGACAGAGACCCUGGUGGGAGGGACCCUGGUGGGGUAUAGAUUUAUGUGUGUGAGGAUUCCGGGUCAGCUGAGAGCCGCAGGGUCCCACGGAGGGGAGGGGAAAUGUGGGACACACCCUCCCCUCCUCCACCACCAUCGUGUGACACAUAACUUAUAAAAACACACUGGGUGGGGCAUCGUGGCAGCAAUAAAUUAUUGGAUUAAUGCUUGGGUAAGUCUCAAUGAUGUCAAAAUUUGAUUUGAAUGUCUCUAUGCAUGCCAUCUGUGAGUUUGCACGUCUGCACUGUGUGUGCAUUUAUUUGGUGCGUGUCUGUCUGCUGUGUGUUUGUUUGCGGUGUGUUUUUGUAUGUGCUGCUGUGUGUGUCUGUGUUUGUGCUGUACCCGUGGUUCUGGUAUGUGUGUGUUUGUUUUGCCUUCAGUGUCUACAGCAGCCCUCAGGGAUAUAACACUACCACAGUGGACAAACCUCGCAUGCUUAGAGCCACUAUUACAUCCAGCCCCUCGGACUCCAACCACCCUGUCCAGCACCAGAGCCAAGACCAGAAGCCCAGACCAAACCAGCAGCAGGUCAUCAAGCAGCAGCACCAGCCAAGCCUCAGUCCCAAGCCUGUCUACCAGCCAAGCCUCAGUCCCAAGCCUGUCUACCAGCCAAGCCUCAGUCCCAUGCCUGUCUACCAGCCAAGCCUCAGUCCCAAGCCUGUCUACCAGCCAAGCCUCAGUCCCAAGCCUGUCUACCAGCCAAGCCUCAGUCCCAAGCCUGUCUACCAACCAAGCCUCAGUCCCAAGCCUGUCUACCAACCAAGCCUCAGUCCCAUGCCUGUCUACCAACCAAGCCUCAGUCCCAAGCCUGUCUACCAACCAAGCCUCAGUCUCAAGCCUGUCUACCAACCAAGCCUCAGUCCCAAGCCUGUCUACCAACCAAGCCUCAGUCCCAAGCCUGUCUACCAACCAAGCCUCAGUCUCAAGCCUGUCUACCAACCAAGCCUCAGUCUCAAGCCUGUCUACCAACCAAGCCUCAGUCCCAAGCCUGUCUACCGACCAAGCCUCAGUCCCAAGCCUGUCUACCGACCAAGCCUCAGUCCCAAGCCUGUCUACCAACCAAGCCUCAGUCCCAUGCCUGUCUAUAGGAGACUCACAACCUGGCAGCACAAGGACAACACCAAUACAGACAGCAACACCAUCAAGACCAACAACAGCCCUCACAGUAACAGCAUCAAGAGGUGAGUUAUUCUAUAUUAAUGCAGUUGUUGUAUAGUGCCUGCAUCAAGUACUUCAUGAAUGUGUAAUUAAUUGAUUUAUAAUUUGAUUAUAGUUCUGUAAUGUUUAGAGAAAAGGGUAUUUGAGAUCUGAGUGGACAGAGGAGGAUUUCUAUUAAGUUGAUCCAGACAGGAUUUGCAGCGUGUUGAGAUUGAUUGAUUGAUUACUGAGUAACUGUACGGUACCACUCUGUAAUCAGACAGGUGGACAUGACGUCCCAGAACGUGUUUGGUCAGCCGCGUGUCCUGGCCUCGCUGCGGGGCCCGCCCUUUGCACGACAGACCCACAAGACAUCUAACCUAGAGGAGGAACUGAGGAGGCUCAUCAUACUGGACAACACAUCAGAGGACUCAGGGAGGGAUGCAGUGAGUUAGGCUGCGUUUACACAGGCAGACGAAUUCUGAUAUUUUUUCCACUAAUUGUUCUUUUGACCAAUCACAUCAGAUCUUUUCACAGCAGACCUUUUUCAGAGCUGAUCUGAUUGGUCAAAAGACCAAUUAGUGAAAAAAUAUCAGAAUUGGGCUGCCUGUGUAAAGGCAGCCAUUUAGAAACACAUCAUAGAUGCACAUGCGAGGCGAUAGAGAAAUAAGUGUAGCCGAUCCUACACCACCCCAGGUUUAAAGAAGAGCAUUGGGAACUCUGCCUAACAUACAUACAAGUUCUUAAAGUUUGGGUUAAGUGGCAAUAAAGAAGUCAACAAAAAGGUUGCAAGUUUACAAGUUUUAUUUUCUCCUUCUCCAACAUUUGUCAAAACCUCAGACUUCUCUUUUAAGCCUAGUUAAAGGACAAGGAGCACACAGGAGAACACAAUGAAAUAUACAAACAAACAAAAACAGGUUCUGGACUGGUGCAGGGUCGAGGGAAGAACUACCUAAACAUUAAUUCAUAUUCAAAUCAAGAUUAAUCAAAUAUAUUCUCUCAACUUAGUCAGACAGUCAAAAACUAACAACCAGCCACAUGGCAAGUUCCCACUUACCUGCAAGUUCCCCAGCGGAUGCACCUCAAACAAAAAAGAGAAAGUAUUUAAAGAAAUAGAAUAUAAUUACUUUAGUCGUGGCAAGUCGGAUAAGAUAGCAUAAAGAUAUACUGUAAACAUAAUAACAGCAACAUUCACACAUGAAUGAUACAAAUGCUUACAAAGUAUAUAUAUAUACGCUACCGGUCAAAAGUUUUAGAACACCUACUCAUCCAAGGGUUUUUCUUUAUUUUUACUAUUUUCUACAUUGUAGAAUAAUAGUUAAGACAUCAACACUAUGAAAUAACACAUAUGGAAUCAUGUAGUAGCCAAAAAAGUGUUAAACAAAUCAAAAUAUAUUUUGUAUUUGAGAUUAUUCAAAUAGCCACCCUUUGCCUUGAUGACAGCUUUGCACUCUUGGCAUUCUCUCAACCAGCUUCACCUGGAAUGCUUUUCCAACAGUCUUGAAGGAGUUCCCACAUAUGCUGAGCACUUGUUGGUUGCUUUUCCUUCACUCUGCGGUCCGACUCAUCCCAAACCAUGUCAAUUGGGUUGAGGUCGGGGAUUGUGGAAUCCAGGUCAUCUGAUGCAGCACUCCAUCACUCUCCUUAUUGGUAAAAUAGCCCUUACACAGCCUGGAGGUGUGUUGGGUCAUUGUCCUGUUGAAAAACAAAUGAUAGUCCCACUAAGCCCAAACCAGAUGGGAUGGCGUAUCGCUGCAUAAUGCUGCGGUAGCCAUGCUGGUUAAGUGUGCCUUGAAUUCUAAAUAAAUCACUGACCGUGUCACCAGCAAAGCACCCCCACACCAUAAAACCUCCUCCUCCAUGCUUUACGGUGGGAAAUACACAUGCGGAGAUCAUCCGUUCACCCACACCGCGUCUCACAAAGACACGGCGGUUGGAACCAAAAAUCUCCAAUUUGGACUCCAGACCAAAGGACACAUUUCCACAGGUCUAAUGUCCAUUGCUCAUGUUUCUUGGCCCAAGCAAGUCUCUUCUUCUUAUUGGUGUCCUUUAGUAGUGGUUUCUUUGCAGCAAUUCGACCAUGAAGGCCUGAUUCACGCAGUCUCCUCUGAACAGUUGAUGUUGAGAUGUGUCUGUUACUUGAACUCUGUGAAGCAUUUAUUUGGGCUGCAAUCUGAGGUGCAGUUAACUCUAAUAAACUUAUCCUCUGCAGCAGAGGUAACUCUGGGUCUUCCUUUCCUGUGACGGUCCUCACGUGAGCCAGUUUCAACAUAGCGCUUGAUGGUUUUUGCAUCUGCACUUGAAGAAACGUUCAAAGUUCUUGAAAUUGACUGACCUUAAUGUCUUAAAGUAAUGAUGGACUGUCGUUACUCUUUGCUGAUUUGAGCUGUUCUUGCCAUAAUAUGGACUUGGUCUUUUAUCAAAUAGGGCUAUCUUCUGUAUACCACCCCUACCUUGUCACAACACAACCGAUUUGGCUCAAACGCAUUAAGAAGUUCCACAAAUUAACAAUUAACAAGGCACACCUGUUAAUUGAAAUGCAUUCCAGGUGACUACCUCAUGAAGCUGGUUGAGAGAAUGCCAAGAGUGUGCAAAGCUGUCAUCAAGGCAAAGGGUGGCUAUUUUGAAGAAUCUGAAAUAUACAAUAUAUUUUGAUUCGUUUAACACUUAUUUGGUUACUACAUGAUUCCACGUGUGUUAUUUCAUCGUUUUGAUGUCUUCACUAUUAUUCUACAAUGUAGAAAAUAGUAAAAAUAAAGAAAAAUUCUUGAAUGAGUAGGUGUGUCCAAACUUUUGACUGGUACUGUAAGUAUUCAGACCCUUUACUCAGUACUUUGUUGAAGCACCUUUGGCAGCGAUUAUAGCCUCAAGUCUUCUUGGGUAUGACGCUACAAGCUUGGCUCACCUGUAUUUGGGGAGUUUCUCCCAUUCUUCUUUGCAGAUCCUCUCAAGCGCUCUCAGGUUGGAUGGGGAGUAUCGCUGCACAGCUAUUUUCAGGUCUCUCUAGAGAUGUUCGAUCUUGUUCAAGUCCGGGCCCUGGCUGAGCCACUCAAGGACAUUCAGAGACUUGUCCCGAAGCCACUCCUGCGUUGUCUUGGCUGUGUGCUUAAGGUCGUUGUCCUGUUGGAAGGUGAAACUUCGCUCCAGUCUGAGGUCCUGAGCACUCUGGAGCAGGUUUUCAUCAAGGAUCUCUCUGUACUUUGCUCCGUUCACCUUUCCCUCAAUCCUGACUAGUCUCCCAGUCCCUGCCGCUAAAAAACAUCCCCACGGAGGGAUGCUGCCACCACCAUGCUUCACCGUAGGGAUGGUGCAAGGUUUCCUCCAGACGUGACGCUUGGCAUUCAGGCCAAAGAGUUCAAUCUUGGUUUCAUCAAACCAGAGAAUCUGGUUUCUCAUGGUCUGAGAGUCCUUUAGGUGCCUUUUGGCAAACUCCAAGCGGGCUGUCAUGUGCCUUUUACUGAGGAGUGGCUUCCGUCUGGCCACUCUACCAUAAAGGCCUGAUUGUUGGAGUGCUGCAGAGAUGGUUGUCCUUCUGGAAGGUUCUCCCAUCUCCACAGAGGAAUUCUGGAGCUCUGUCAGAGUGACCAUUGUGUUCUUGGUCACCUCCCUGACCAAGGCCCUUCUCCCUCGAAUGCUCAGUUUGGCUGGGUGGCCAGCUCUAGGAAGAGUCUUGGUGGUUCCAAACUUCUUCCAUUUAAGAAUGAUGGAGGCCACUGUGUUCUUGGGGAACUUCAAGGCUGCAGAAAUGUUUUGGUACCCUUCCCCAGAUCUGUGCCUCGACACAAUCUUGUCUCGGAUCUCUAUGGACAAUUCCUUCAACCUCAUGGCUUGGUUUUUGCUCUGACAUGCACUGUCAACUGUGGGACCUUAUAUAGACAGGUGUGUGCCUUUCCAAAUCAUGUCCACAAGUGGACACCAAUCAAGUUGUAGAAACAUCUGAAGGAUGAUCAAUGAAAACAGGAUGCACCUGAGCUCAAUUUCGAGUCACAUAGCAAAGGGUCUGAAUACUUAUGUAAAUAUGGUAUUUCUGUUUUUUAUUUUUUAUAAAUGUGCAAUAAUUUAUAUAAACCUGUUUUCACUUUGUCAUUAUAGGGUAUUGUGUGUAGAUUGAUGAGAAAAAUGUUAAUUUAAUCAAUUUUAGAAUAAGGCUGUAACGUAACAAAAUGUUGAAAAAGUCAAGGGGUCUGAAUACUUUCCGAAUGCACUGUGUGUAUGUGUAUAUAUAUAUAUAUAUAUAUAUAUAUAUAUAUAUAUAUAUACAGAUACAGAUACAGAUACAGCUCUGGAAAAAUUAAGAGACCACUGCAAAAAAAAUAAUAAUCAGCAUCUCUUCAUGUAUGACAGCCAUUCCAUUCCAGUGUCUGUUGAAUUCCAACACAGGCACACCUCAUUCUACCUAAUUAGAUACUGAUUAGGUGAUCACCUGAACCAAAUCUUAUUUAACGGGGAAAAGUAUAAAAACCACUGCUGUGGUCAUCACUAUCCUCUUGCAAUAGGACCAGCUGGAUGGCAAAAACAGUGCUAAUAGUAAUAUUAAUAAAAAAAGAACUACUGACCAUGCCAAAAGAGUUGAAAAGGAAAGUUUUGAGUGUGGAAAAUAAAGGUUCAAUUCUGGCUUUACUGGCAGAGGGAUACAGUGAGCGUCAGGUUGCUUCCAUCCUUAAAAUGUCAAAGACGGCGGUUCAUAAGAACAAGGUCAAGCAGCAGACAUUGGGGACAACAAAGCUACAGACCGGCAGAGGGUGAAAACGACUCUCUACUGACCGGGAUGACCGCCAACUCAUUCAAAUGGCACUCAACAACCGUAGGAUGACAUCAAGUGACCUACAAAAAGAAUGGCAAACGGCAGCUGGGGUGAAGUGCACGGCGAGGACGGUUCGAAACAGGCUCCUAGGGGCUGGGCUGAAGUCGUGCAAAGCUAGAAAAAAGCCCUUCAUCAAUGAGAAGCAAAGAAGAGCCAGGCUGAGGUUUGCAAAAGACCAUAAGGAUUGGACCAUAGAGGACUGGAGUAAGGUCAUCUUCUCUGAUGAGUCCAAUUUUCAGCUUUGCCCAACACCUGGUCGUCUAAUGGUUAGACGGAGACCUGGAGAGGCCUACAAGCCACAGUGUCUCGCACCCACUGUGACAUUUGGUGGAUCGUGGAUCUGGGGGUGCUUCAACAAGGCUGGAAUUGGGCAGAUUUGUCUUUGUAAAGAACGCAUGAAUCAAGCCAUGUACAAGGUUGUCCUGGAAGAAAACUUGCUUCCUUUUGCUCUGACAUUGUUCCACAACUCUGAGGAUUGUUUUUUCCAGCAGGACAAUGCGCCAUGCCACACAGCCAGGUCAAUCAAGGUGUGGAUGGAGGACCACCAGAUCAAGACCUUGUCAUGGCCAGCCCAAUCUCCAGACCUGAACCCCAUUGAAAACUUCUGGAAUGUGAUCAAGAGGAAGAUGGAUGGUCACAAGCCAUCAAACAAAGCCGAGCUGCUUGAAUUUUUGUGCCAGGAGUGGCAUAAAGUCACCCAACAUCAAUGUGAAAGACUGGUGGAGAGCAUGCCAAGACGCAUGAAAGCUGUGAUUGAAAAUCAGGGUUAUUCCACCAAAUAUUGAUUUCUGAACUCUUCCUAAGUUAAAACAUUACUAUUGUGUUGUUUAAAAAUGAACAUGAACUUAUUUUCUUUGCAUUAUUCGAGGUCUGACAACACUGUAUCUUUUUUGUUAUUUUGACCAGUUGUCAUUUUCUGCAAAUAAAUGCUCUAAAUGACAAUAUUUUUUUGGGGAAUUUGGGAGAAAUGUUGUCAGUAGUUUAUAGAAUAAAACAAAAAUGUUAUUUUUACCCAAACACAUACCUAUAAAUAGUAAAACCAGAAAAACUGAUAAUUUUGCAGUGGUCUCUUAAUUUUUUCCGCAGCUGUAUAUAUACAGUGGGGAGAACAAGUAUUUGAUACACUGCUGAUUUUGCAGGUUUUCCUACUUACAAAGCAUGUAGAGGUCUGUAAUUUUUAUCACUUCAACUGUGAGAGACGGAAUCUAAAACAAAAAUCCAGAAAAUCACAUUGUAUGAUUUUUAAGUAAUUAAUUUGCAUUUUAUUGCAUGACAUAAGUAUUUGAUCACCUACCAACCAGUAAGAAUUCCGGCUCUCACAGACCUGUUAGUUUUUCUUUAAGAAGCCCUCCUGUUCUCCACUCAUUACCUGUAUUAACUGCACCUGUUUGAACUCGUUACCUGUAUAAAAGACACCUGUCCACACACUCAAUCAAACAGACUCCAACCUCUCCACAAUGGCCAAGACCAGAGAGCUGUGUAAGGACAUCAGGGAUAAAAUUGUAGACCUGCACAAGGCUGGGAUGGGCUACAGGACAAUAGGCAAGCAGCUUGGUGAGAAGGCAACAACUGUUGGCGCAAUUAUUAGAAAAUGGAAGAAGUUCAAGAUGACGGUCAAUCACCCUCGGUCUGGGGCUCCAUGCAAGAUCUCACCUCGUGGGGCAUCAAUGACCAUGAGGAAGGUGAGGGAUCAGCCCAGAACUACACGGCAGGACCUGGUCAAUGACCUGAAGAGAGCUGGGACCACAGUUUCAAAGAAAACCAUUAGUAACACACUACGCCGUCAUGGAUUAAAAUCCUGCAGCGCAUGCAAGGUCCCCCUGCUCAAGCCAGCGCAUGUCCAGGCCCGUCUGAAGUUUGCCAAUGACCAUCUGGAUGAUCCAGAGGAGGAAUGGGAGAAGGUAAUGUGUUCUGAUGAGACAAAAAUAGAGCUUUUUGGUCUAAACUCCACUCGCCGUGUUUGGAAGAAGAAGAAGGAUGAGUAUAACCCCAAGAACACCAUCCCAACCGUAAAGCAUGGAGGUAGAAACAUCAUUCUUUGGGGAUGCUUUUCUGCAAAGGGGACAGGACGACUGCACCGUAUUGAGGGGAGGAUGGAUGGGGCCAUGUAUUGCGAGAUCUUGGCCAACAACCUCCUUCCCUCAGAGCAUUGAAGAUGGGUCGUGGCUGGGUCUUCCAGCAUGACAACGACCCGAAACACACAGCCAGGGCAACUAAGGAGUGGCUCCGUAAGAAGCAUCUCAAGGUCCUGGAGUGGCCUACCCAGUCUCCAGACCUGAACCCAAUAGAAAAUCUUUGGAGGGAGCUGAAAGUCCGUAUUGCCCAGCGACAGCCCCGAAACCUGAAGGAUCUGGAGAAGGUAUGGAGGAGUGGGCCAAAAUCCCUGCUGCAGUGUGUGCAAACUUGGUCAAGACCUACAGGAAACGUAUGAUCUCUGUAAUUGCGAACAAAGGUUUCUGUACCAAAUAUUAAGUUCUGCUUUUCUGAUGUAUCAAAUACUUAUGUCAUGCAAUAAAAUGCAAAUGAUUUACUUAAAAAUCAUACAAUGUGAUUUUCUGGAUUUUUGUUUUAGAUUCCGUCUCUCACAGUUGAAGUGUACCUAUGAUAAAAAUGACAGACCUCUACAUGCUUUGUAAGUAGGAAAAUCUGCAAAAUCGGCAGUGUAUCAAAUACUUGUUCUCCCCACUGUGGUAUAUAUAUAUAUAUAUAUAUAUAUAUAUAUAUAUAUAUAUAUAUAUAUAUAUAUAUAUAUAUACAGAAGAUAAAUGUAAGUCACAAAAAUCUAUUUUAAUUUAAGAGCUGUACUGAUGAUGGUACUAAACUGUUAGUGGCUCUCUUGCUUUUUGUAGGUGAAUACCUGAGUCUGUGCCCUCAUUCAGCCAAUUAAAUUACAGGAUCAAUCAUUCAAUUAGCAGUUUUUUUUCUCAAAGCAAGGUAGGAUGCAGAAGAAAAUAGAGGCUCUUUGUCAGACCUGUGACACACAGAUGUUGAAUAUAGUUCUAACUUACUCAAAUUCAAUAUGAGUACGAACCUUAAAGUUACAGAGUAUGUCCAUGUAGACAUUUGACUGACCACAGCUCUGUCCCCUAGUCCUGCCGUCAUAGCCUCUCUACAGAGAUCAGCCUAGGCAGGGGUCCCCUGGACUCCAGUCUGGCAUGUUCCCCAGUGUCUGACUGCCCAGAGCUGGAGGGGCUAGAGGACCUGUCUGCCUCUGAGCUGUCCCUGACAGAGGGCUGGGAUCCUGGGCACAUCCCACUACUGGACCCUACCUGGAGCCUGGAGUGGAGCAAACUGGUCAACGCUGCCAAGGCCUAUGAGGGUAGGAGACUCAGUGUGCAAGAAGCAUGUCUAUGUGCCUGAGUUUGCCUAUGAAUGUUUGUGAGAGACAUGGCAUUUUAGACCAAAUGAGAAUAUGCAAUGAAUUUUGUGAUAUCAGUGUAUGUUUAUAUUUUUAUGUUUGUAGCACAGAGGACAGUGGAGCCCAUUCAUCCCAGCAAGCCCAAGAAGCAUGGUUCAGAGGGUGGACCUGCUGCUUGCCCACCCAAUCACUACCCUCCUCAUGGCUACAAUGCCCUGCCCACAUUAAGAAGGUACAGUACACAAACACACACACACUCUCUCUCUCUCUCUCUCUCUCUCUCUCUCUCUCUCUCUCUCUCUCUCUCUCUCUCUCUCUCUCUAUGGUCCCAUUCCCUUUACUGGACACACACUCAUAAUGGCUCUACUCUGACUUAAUGACCCUGAGUCCUGUAAGAGCUGGAUAUUAAUUCUCAAACAGACAUGGAUAAGUAUGGGGUAUGCCACUAUAGAGUUGUGCAUUUUCAUUCUGCUUCAAUACAUUUGUUUUUUCUCAUGAAGUUUGUGUUUGUGUUGAAGUUAUUCCUUAUUAACAAGAUGUGUUGCUUCUCUACAGUGAAGUGCCCAGUGAUCUGUCUAGACUUCACCACCUGGAGGUGCUGCUGAGACACUUGGAGAGCAACCUGGAGAAGGUGAGCCACUUCCACCUCAGAUACACAACCCCCAUCUCUCAUCAUUAAAUCCAUGUAGACCACCUCACCAUCUCUUUUUAAAUAACCCCAUGACCUCUCUCUCUGUGACGGUCAGGAGAGGCAGGACAAAGAAGCCCUGAUGGAGGAAGUGACGAUUCUGAGGGAGACCAACCGGCGCCUGUGGGAGGAGUCUCUUUCAUCCAAUGAACAGCUCCGUAAACUCAGCCUUUUGUUCAACAGGAAUGAUGCCUAGAGAGAGAGAAUGACCAAUGACACUAAGAGGAGAGAGAGAGAUGAGUUGAAAAGAGUGGAGGAAAAAAUGGU
This is a messenger RNA of Coregonus sp. 'balchen', 10756 nucleotides long. The record is from the annotation of a GenBank genome assembly. Lineage: Eukaryota; Metazoa; Chordata; Actinopteri; Salmoniformes; Salmonidae.